Molecule: messenger RNA, 988 nt
Organism: Lepisosteus oculatus (spotted gar)
Lineage: Eukaryota; Metazoa; Chordata; Actinopteri; Semionotiformes; Lepisosteidae
Source: RefSeq, a predicted model, not a curated record
UGCACAGCUGGGAAACAGCUCUGACCUGCAGGCUGCCUCACCUGGACAUCUCCGCGAGCCAGGUGGAAACAGAGCUGUAAGCAACAGAGACGGAAAAGCCUCCUACCAAUCGAUGCAUCCAUGAAGGAUAAUGGCAACCCUUCAGAUGAAACGUGAACAUCUGUCUGUCCAUCUGUCCAGUUUGGCGGAUUACCUUUGGAGAUCUCAUAGCCUCCAGAGAACGUAGAUACUGUAUGCUCCAGAUAUGAGUGCUGACUGCAGUACCUUGGCCGUCGGCUAUCUGGUCCCUACAGACAGGCUGGUGGUCAGGAGCUGGACUGGUCACGACAAAACAAAAAAAAAACGGAGAGGGAAGAAAGCAAGAGAAGGAGAGACAGAAGGAGUGGGAGUUCGGGCGAGAGAGGAGAAUCAGAACAGCGCCCAUUCCUACUGGAGGAGGAAACUCAGUGGAGCUGUAGCCCAGAAUGUGAUCUUCUGUCACAGCCUGAGGGAUAGAGCUCUCCUGUGCUGCAGGCUGGCCAGUGGGACCAUGGUCAGACAGGGCAAGCAGAGAGGCACAGAGUGCACAGGAGGCAGAGGAAGAGGCAGAGCGAGACAGGAGUGCCAAGAAGAGAGAAAACAGAGGAGGGUGAAAGAAGUGAGCAAGCCUACGCAGCUCCCUACUCGAACUUCACUGACAAAAUCGACCCACCGCAUUUCUACAGAUACUGAAACCUCAACCACAGGACACAAGCAUAAACUACAGGUAGGGAGCGAUUACAACUGGAGGUGUUACACUGCCAAGCGUCUGGUAACAUCACAGUCCUAUGAGGAGCGGCUGUGCAGGUCUUUUCACACUGCUGCGUGGGAGGCCAGCGAACAGCAGACUGACAGGAGAUAACCGUCACAACUAAAGCAACAGGAGGUCUCCCACCCCCAUACUGACCAGGCCCAGCCCGCAGAGCUCCUGAGAGCCAAGCAGGGCCGAGUAGAGGUGAUCUGCUCAGAC